Cololabis saira (Pacific saury) is the source of this 3313-nucleotide messenger RNA. RefSeq names its product thrombospondin type-1 domain-containing protein 1. The transcript has 7 exons. Gene Ontology annotation, cellular component: cell periphery. Lineage: Eukaryota; Metazoa; Chordata; Actinopteri; Beloniformes; Belonidae. The record is from RefSeq and is a predicted model, not a curated record. Bases 339 to 3212 code for a protein of 957 amino acids.
GAUCUGACCUGGAAUUGUAUGUUUUCAAGGCAUGUUGUCAGUGGAAGUGUGUCUAAAAUAAGUCCUGAGGUCUUUGUUGUGCACAAAGGCCCCGGAGGAACCUGCCUGUGUGAUGCCGUCACCUCCUUCACCAUUGUGAGAAUGAGAGGAAGAGGAAGACGAUAAAUCUGAGAAACCCGUGUUGGCCACCUCUCUCCCUCUUCUCCCAUCCCUUCCUCCGUCCCAGCUCUUCACGGGAUUCCUCUGUUGAUGUUUCUGCUUUUGAAGGAGCGAGGGAUGGAGGCCUGAGCCGGCCAUGAGAGGGAGGAGAAGAGCGGAGAGGAGGCCAGGACUUCGGGAUGCCACCGGCGGCCUCGCCGCUGCCCUUCCUGCUGGCGCUGGCGGGAUACGCCUUCGGAGGGCUCAGUAUCUGGCCCUCCUUCCACGUUGCCCUUAGCAACCGCAGCGUGUUUGUGAACUUCAGCACCAACUCCAGCGGCGGCGUCGCCGCCGGCAACGGCAGCCUCUCCCUGGUGGACACGGACAGCAACACCACGCUGCUGAGCAGGAAUCUGCCCGGCAACCCCCCGGCCGGCAGGGUGGAGUUCCACUGCUCCUGCUUCCUGUACGCCGGGACCUUCCGGUUCCUGCUGCGGCGGCCCGGCGGCCCCCCUGGUUCCCACGGUAACGGGUCGGGCCGGGCCGAGGGCUCCACCCUGUGGUGGAGCUCGGAGCUGCAGGUGCAGUGGCCGACGUUCCACCUCUCCGUGGAGAGAGACGGGAACCAAUCAGGAUCUUUCCAGGUCGGAAUAUCCACGAACGAGCACUUCCAGGCGUGCUCCCGCGGUAUCGACUCGGCGCUCUUCCUGGAGGUCAGCUACGUGGAGCACAACCAGAUUGGGCGGAACAGCAUCGACAAGGUUCGAGCCCGGACGCGCCACCCGAUCCUGCCACUGCGGACCCAGAGCAUUCAGCUAGCCUGCGUCUUCCCGUUCACGGAGAAGGACUUUGUCCGGUUGGCCCUGCGGUCGCCUCACGCCGCCCAGGAGGUGAAGAGCUCCGACGCCCUGCACCUCACCCGGAUCUUCUCCUACAAGCUGCUGGUGGACGACGCCGGCGCCUACCGGAGCGGCUGCGAGGGGACGAUGACGGUGAGGAUGGUGCCUCCGCCGUGCGCUAGCAUCAGCGGGAAGGUGCUGCUGUACAGCGACGCGGGUGUCGGUUCCCCGCCGGCACCGGCCGGGUUUGGGGCGGAGGAGCCGUCCUCGCCGCCGCUGGCCUACAACUGGCUGACGCAGGGCGAGAACGAGACGGAGUUCAACUGCUCCGUGUUUCACCCGGGGAAGAACAAGUACUGCUUCCGCUUCGUCUUCAACUUCAGCCGCUCGCCGAGUCCCGCGCAGGUGUGUCUGGUGGUCUACAGGAGCGCAGAGUCGUGGGGCCCCUGGCAGCCCUGGAGCCCCUGCAGCGUGAGCUGCGGCGAGGGCCUGAGGGAGCGUGAGCGAGGCUGCCUGCUGCCCCCCGGUGGCCCGGGGGGGCGCUGCAGCGGCCAGCCGAGGGAGCAGUCCCCCUGUUCCCUGGAGGACUGUCCCGGCCGGCCCCCGUCCCCGUCCCCGCCCCCGGGGAGUCCCCCCCUGCUGGGGGGGGACAUGAUCGUGGUGAUCGGCAUCUCCCUCUGCCUGGCCGUCAUCGCCGCCACCGUGCUGGUGACGGUGUGGAGGAGGUUCUGCCGGACCCCCCCCUGCAGCCCGGUCCGCGGGGGGCCCCUGCACCCCCCGGGGGGCCGCAAGCUGUCGGACGAGGCCUCCAUCUGCGGCCACAGCCUCCAGAGGCCCAGCCUGUCCGAGGGCGCCCCCCCGCGGGGCCAGGCCGUGGCCCAGACCCGGGUGGUGCCGCUGGGCCCGGACCCGGACCGGCUCUCCCCCAGCGGCCAGAAGAUGCUGCCGCCGAUCUUCGGGUACCGGCUGGCCCAGCAGCAGCUGAAGGAGAUGAAGAAGCAGGGCCUGAGGGAAGCCACACAGCUGUACCACGUCUCGUCCAGCCCCGUCCCCGACACCCUGGCGGAGACGGACGCCUCGGCCCCCUCCGCCCCCUCCGCCCCCUCCGCCCCCCCCACUGUGGGUGCUGCCACCCCGGACCGCCUCAGCCCCAGGGUGGACCUGGUCCUGGGGCCCCCCGUCUCUGCCCGGGCCGGCGGGACCAGGGGCGCGGGCUCGGACUGGCGCGAGCGCACGGCCGACUGGGUGGAGAUGGUGGAGAGGAGCGGGUUCGCCGGCCUCAGGGGGGGCGGGGACGCCGGGACCGGGAACUCCUACCCCAGGAACCCCAACUUCAGGCGCACCUCCAGCUUCACGGACCCCAAGCUGCAGCAGGCCGUCCCGGGGCCGUCCCGGCCGUUCAGGGAGAGGAGCAUGACCCAGGUUGGAUCUCGGACUCUGCCUGAAGGAAGUAGUUGGAGCAGGGGAAGGUGGGAGAGUCCGCCCCCCCACCCUCAGCCCAUCCCGGAGCACCGGGUCUCGGACUGGACUAAAGCCGGACCCCAGAGACCCGAUCAGAGGAAACCCUGGACCGAGCUCAAGAACACGGGGACGAACACAAACGCCUCUUCAGGACCCGGGAAACCCGUGAGCACCGCGGAGAGGAGGAACCGCUGCGACCCUGCAGGUGGGGCUGGGGGUCCAGGCCCGGGGGGUCCAGGGCCAGUUCCAGGCCCGGGGGGUCCAGGGCCAGUUCCAGGCCUGAGGGGUCCAGGGCCGGUCCCAGGGGUGAAGGGUCCAGUGCCGGCCUCAGGCCCGGGGGGUCCAGGGCCAUUUCCAGGACCGAGGGGUCCAGGGUCGGUCCCAGGGGUGAGGGGUCCAGUUCCUGUUCCAGGACCGAGGGGUCCAGGGCCGGCCUCAGGGCCGGGGGGCCCAGCCCCACACGCCCCCCACCAGCUGAGCUUGGACCGGGCCGAGCAGAACUGGAACCGCCGGGGCCCGUCCCCGAUCCAGAGGAACAUCCUGGCCCGGAAACUGAAGGAGGCCCAGUCCAGCUCCGGGGCCCGGGGGGGCCGCCAGCGCAGCUCCAGCUUCAGUGCCGCCCCCCCGGACCCGAGGAAGGCCCGCUGCAGCUCUCUGAGCAUGUCCGGUGACAUCACGGCCGGGGGCGGGGCCUCCCCCUACAGGCUGACGGAGGCGGAGCAGAGGAUGCUGGACCUGGACCUGGUCCCGGUCUACGUCCGCGAGGAGGACUAGAACUCUGACUGGACCAGUUACAUCUCACCCCGGCUCAGUUUUAAAUACACUGUAAAUUAAAAACAACUAUUUCUACUUUAGAAAACAUCUUCCUUUUUUGU